This is a messenger RNA of Conger conger (European conger), 1977 nucleotides long. RefSeq names its product 12-(S)-hydroxy-5,8,10,14-eicosatetraenoic acid receptor-like. The record is from RefSeq and is a predicted model, not a curated record. Bases 266 to 1240 code for a protein of 324 amino acids. Gene Ontology annotation, biological process: G protein-coupled receptor signaling pathway. The transcript has a single exon. NCBI's taxonomy places the organism in Eukaryota, Metazoa, Chordata, Actinopteri, Anguilliformes, Congridae. Gene Ontology annotation, cellular component: membrane. Gene Ontology annotation, molecular function: G protein-coupled receptor activity.
CAAACCAGUUUUGCUUCCUGAUCAGCAAGGUCAAUUUAAAAAACGCAUUUAAAAUGACAGCGUGAAAUGCUAAUGAGAUGGGCAUGAUCUCAUUUCUCAUUUAAAAUUAAAGUAUAAGUAUACAUAGUUAUCUUGGCCAUUAUAAGUUGUCACGGAUAUGCAACGAUUGCAUCAACAAACCGCACUGCAACCAGCUGCAUGCCCUUCUAAAGAUCACAAGCCUGUGUUAACUGACUGAAGACGGCUGUAUUUUCUGCUUCUGGAUAUGACACAGCUCCUCAAAGAAAUGAUCGCCAGCAUGGGGACCCAUAUUGAACCCAACUGCACAGCGGAGAACAAGCAUUUGUACAUCUUCUACUCCUCCGUGAUGAUAGUGGAGUUUAUUUUGGCUCUGCCCCUCAAUCUCACCGUUCUCUACCUCUUCAUCUUCAAGCUCAAGUUCUGGAAGUCCAACAGCAACACGGUCUUCCUGUUCAACCUGGUCGUGGCCGACGUACUUCUGCUAAUCUGCCUGCCUGUGAAAGCCUACCACUUUCAGAUGGGUGAGCGGCGCAGCAAGAAUGGGUUCGUCUGCAAGGCGAUGCUCUUCAUGCUGUUCCUCAACCGAGGGGCCAGCAUCGCCUUCCUGACCGUCAUCUCCGUCGACCGCUACUUCAACGUGGUUCACCCGCAAAAGAAGAACUUCCUCAAAGCCCUGAAGAGAUCACCUCACAUUUCGGUCCUCAUCUGGUUGCUCCUGCUCCCCCUCACCAUUCCCACUAUGCUCAAGACCUUUGAGUGCUGCAACAGCCUCAAUCGAGAAGGCGAGGAGGACAAUAUCACCGACACUUUGAGGGAGGUUGUGUUCUUUACGCAGAUUCUCAUCCCUUUCUUCAUCCUGGUCUUCUGCACCGUGCAGGUUGUACAGAGGCUGAAGAGGAAGACUGUGGGGGACAGGACCAAGCUUCGCAGGGCCGUGUUUCUGGUCACCUCAGUUGUGCUGGUUUUCUCCAUCUGCUUCUUGCCGUGUACUAUAUCCAGAAUGGUGGUGCUGAUCUUCAGAGUCAAUGACUUUUCCAAAGAAGAAAUAGCUGUUCAAGUAUAUGACGGACUCAUGGUCUUCUCCUACUUGGACUGUCUGUUGGACCCAUUGGUGUACUGCUUCAGCUGCACAAACUUCAAAGAAUUAUAUAUCACCAAAUUCUUUCCUUUCUUAGCAAGCAAAGACGAGGGACAACAAAGAGACAGUAGUAGACUGUGAUCAGGGAAUACACCAAAAUGCACAAAUACAAUAAGACAAAAUAAUCUUAUACAAUCCAGUUGUAAUGUAAGUAAUGUAAUUUUGUGUGUAUCAAAAUUAUGGAUGUAAAACGCAUGUUUUUUCGGAGUCCAAGAUAUGUUCGACAAAGAAACGGCAGCUAUUCAAAUAUUAAACAGGCUCAUGGUCUUCUCCUACAUGGACUGUCUGCUGGACCCUCUGGUGUACUGCUUCUACAGUGCACGUUUCAAGAAACUGUACAUAUCAAACAUCUGCCCAUUUCUGCUGCCCAAGAAAAAACCCAAAACCCAAAACCCUAAUCGCCGACAGCAGAAACACACUGUGCAAGGAGCUAGACAAAGGAAUGUCACUCUUUGGACUUUCUGGAACUUGUACUUUUUGAGCUGGAACAAUGUGCUACAUUUAUAUCUUACAUUGUUUCAAAUGCUGUAUGUAUUUCCUCAUUUUAUGUUUAUUUUCAUUGAACAUUGGUACGGAACUGUUUUGCUACAGUUAAUUGAGAGUAAAGUACAAGUAAAUUAACUCACUUGAGAUUUUAGAUCAGUUUUGUAUACUUUUUUAUAUGAUCUUAUUACAUGAUAAAAUCAAUGCACAGCAUUUCAUGACAAAUAUAUUCAUCGGAAGGCAUUCUUUGGGCAAACAAAUUCAUGAAAAUAUAUGACUUUAAAGCUUGUUUCUAGAACAAAGUAUUUUACUGUACAUCAAUAAAGUAACAUAAC